AUGUGUUCCAGUUGUUACAAUGAUUUCCUCCGUGGAAAGAUUGCCAAGUCUUCCGUGCAAAUAUCGGAUUCAUCCGCUGCUGUUGCUGCUUCAGAUGAUGAUCUGAAAGCAUGCCCGAAUAAACUGUCAAUGAUGGAAGGAACUACAACCCCGCAUAGUCUGCAUGAAGAUUUGGCUUCUGAAUGCAACACUCAAAAACCGAUCAAGAACAAGUGCAGAACUUGCAGUAAGCGAGUCGGACUUUUGGGGUUCCAGUGCCGGUGUGGGGACCUCUUCUGCAGGAUGCACUGGUAUCCUGAAGAACAUGCGUGCAAGGUUGAUUUUAAGACCAGCGCCCGCAAAACUCUAGCCAAGCAAAAUCCCGCAUGCAUCGCUGACCGAAUGCAGUAUAGGGUCUGA
Molecule: messenger RNA, 399 nt
Organism: Punica granatum (pomegranate)
Lineage: Eukaryota; Viridiplantae; Streptophyta; Magnoliopsida; Myrtales; Lythraceae
Source: RefSeq, a predicted model, not a curated record